Molecule: messenger RNA, 1757 nt
Organism: Stylophora pistillata
Lineage: Eukaryota; Metazoa; Cnidaria; Anthozoa; Scleractinia; Pocilloporidae
Source: RefSeq, a predicted model, not a curated record
UACAAGAUGGCGGACGAACUUAUCAAAAUCGGAAUAGGGUAAAAUAUGGCGAAGAAAUUGCGCAUUAAUGUUGUUUGUUCAUCCAGAGACAAGCGAUUUCUGGUCCUGGCUGAGAAGGAAUGGACUCUUGCUGCUUUCAGAAGACACACAGAAGAUGUUUUUCACAAAUUGUAUCCCAAUGAACCACAGCUGAAAAUCUCAGGCUUACAAAAUGAGUUUCAUUUUGAUAUACCUCUGAGUUACAAAGUGGAUGAGACACUGGUUGAUGCAGGACUUGUGUUCAUUCUUGAGGAAGAAAUGAAUCUCUUGUCAUCAUUAAGCCACACUUCAUCUGUUGAAACCAGUACAAUGGAAUGUAAACGCAAAGUCCCUGGUGAGAUAAAGAAAUAUGAUGAUGAUGAUGGUGCUCGGCAGAAAAGUUCUAAAAAGAGGCUGAAAGCUGUCAAGAAAACCUCAAAAUCCAAAAAGAUUCGAACCAGUACUGUGGAUAAAAUUGAAGAAAGUUCACCCAAUAACAGGGUUACAUCAACGACCAGCCCCACAGGCGUUGAGCUUGCAAGUCUUCUCCCCCAGAUUGUGGAAAAAAUAUCAGAAGAUUCAGAAGUGGACAUUGAGAGUGUGGAGGAAUCAACAGCUCAGUUACAGGGAGAAUCAAACAACACCUCAAGAAAAGAAACGGCCACCACCAAGAAGGAAAGCCAGCUUCAUCUUUACAAGGCCAGAAAAAAAGUCUGUAAAAGCAAGACUGCAGUGAAAGACAAUGGAACAAUACAAAACCCUGAAACUUGAGACAAUGGUCUCAGGAUUGUUAACUAAUAUUGCUAUAAUUGUUACAGUAUAAGUUGUCAGUUGAGUACAAUCAUGCAAUACAUGGUAACUUAGGUCUGUUUUUCUCCCCAAGAGAGACAUGAAGGUAAAAAGGUAAAGCCUACUUAGGAGCCAUGUGGCUCAUGGGGCCAAUGCUCAACUCCGGUUUCUGUAGCAUGGAGUGACAAUGAGUAAAUCUACUCCCCCCCUGGGUGGGAUGCUAGUCCAUCGCAGGGUUACCCCCAGCAUUAAAUUCGCCAGUACCCAUGUAAUUCAACUGGGUGAAGAGAGGCUCUGUGAGAGUAAAGUGUCUUGCCUAAGAACACAACAUAAUGUCCCCAGCCAGGUCUCCAACCCAAACCAUUUGAUCUGGAGUUGAGUGCACCAACCAUGAGGCCACCAUGCCUCCACAGGAGAGACAUGAAGGGUAGCAUUUAAGUCAGUGUUGGCAAAUAGACUCUUCCUUAACCCUUUAACUCCCAGAUGUGAUUCACAUGUAACUUCUCCCUAUAAUAUCUAUACAUUGUUUAGCAAACAGGUUAUGAGAUUAUUUAAACUUGUCAGGUGGAAAUUCAUGUCACUAAUUUAUAAGAUGUGUUGUAGCAAGAGGGGAGGAUCAACAAUCAGAUCCUGGGAGUGUAAAGGUUUACUUUUCUUAGUCCUUACGAGAAAUCAAACCUCAGACCUUCUAAUUCUACACUUGGAUGCUCAAUCACUGAGCUAUAGAGAGCUCUGCAGUUAGGUAGGCCAUUACCAGGUCUCACUGGUGAGAAGGGAUAUGGUUAAGGUCAGGGAACAGACAAUGAGCAUAAACAUAUUGAUCAGCUAGACUAUUUUAUCUUGAUGAUGAUAUCUAUGUCUUGUUACCAAUAUAUAAUAAAAUGUUUAGCAUUGUAACAGGAGAAUUGCUGACCAGAUCUUAGGAAUUAAAAUGUCAGUAAAGUUUGAAA